Molecule: messenger RNA, 906 nt
Organism: Gryllus bimaculatus (two-spotted cricket)
Lineage: Eukaryota; Metazoa; Arthropoda; Insecta; Orthoptera; Gryllidae
Source: the annotation of a GenBank genome assembly
AUGCAGGUGGACGGUGUUCUCAACCCCUUUGAUGCCUUCGACUUAGGAUAUCCCGAUGCACAGGAAGCUCUGCCUUCACCGCUUGUCGGCGCUGGCCUCUACCAGCCCCCGAAAGUCCCGGUUGCGCCUCUCCCGACUUGGCAGAAUCCGCGCCCUCCACCUGUAGCCUUGGGCGGAACGUCUCCUGUUCGAAGACCGCCUUUGCGCCCAGGCUCACCCCCGUCGCUCGGGCCCUCCCCGGCGACACAGCCCGCACCGCCGCCCGUCUUCUACCCACGUCCUCACGCGGGCGUGGGUGCUUCUGCACUCCAACGUGUCAGUAAAGCACUGUUAGGUGUACCCUCUCAGGGACAAAAAGCGGCACCUCCUGUAGGCGGGUCGACACAAGACGAAGAGCUGCUUUCCCAAGUGAUGGACAGAUACGGAGAACCUAUUUUCAUUCGCUUUGAUAUGCCACACUACAAUGAAGAUGAUUCUGGUCCGCACUACAUGGGACAUUAAGAAAUACUGUAUUUUUAGUUGUACCAUCUGACCUGAGAAACUUUAAUUUCUAAAAACAAACUCGUGAGAACACAAUAUGCAAAUCUAUUGUGGAAGAACUAAACAUUACUAUUUUUUUCUUUAAUUCUAAUACAACGGGAGGAAAAAGAAAUGGUCUUCCACAAACAGAAUUUAUUAACUGACUAUUCGUCAGUUACAGCAUUACACAGAUAAACGUGUUUCGAGGUAUUUACCUCAACUUCAGUGUCAUCAACUAAAAAAGUAAGUAAGAUAAUGUACAACUAAUAAAGAAGACAAACAAUAUUAAAAAAAGUUUUUUAAAUUGAUUUUUAAAUAGUGUUUGUAUUCUUUAUUAGUUGUACAAUUUUAUGGUCACAUUUUAUAGGUUACCUUAAUAUCCUGUUG